AUGGCAGAUAGGCUGGGUCUAAAGUUCGAUGGGGUGAUGGAAUUUGAAAGAGCUCUUGAGCUCCGAAAUCGAAUGAAGAAUGAAAAGAGGUUCCUCAUAAUUUUAGAUGAUAUUUGGAAUGAUAAGCUGAAGCUUGAGGAUGUUGGAAUAGUUUUUGAAAGUGAUCAAAAGAGAUGUAAGAUAUUAAUGACUUCUAGAUUUGAGAGAGUACUGGGUAAUAAUAUGGGUGUUGAUAAGAAUUUCAAAGUUGACAUUCUUUCAGAAGAUGAAGCAAGGAAUUGGUUCGAGAGCAUAGUGGGCGAUAAGUUUGUUACAACUCCUGCAUUUGAAGAAUAUGGGAAUAAGAUCGUGAAAAAAUGUGGGCGCCUACCACUUUGCAUUGUAACCGCUGCACAUUCAUUGAAAAAUUGUGAUAAGUUGCCUUUAUGGAGAAAUACCUGGAGACAACUUCAGAGGUCUAAACAUGAUGAAGUUGUGCACACUGCUAUCAAACUAUGUUACGAUAAGUUACGGAGUGAUGAAGCAAAGCAAUUACUUUUGCUCUGUUCAUUGCAUGAAGAGGAUGUAAACAUAAGCAUGGAGAAUUUAAUGAGAUAUUGUGUGGGCCAAAUCAACAUGUUUAAAGAUGCCUAUACAUUGCAAGAGGCAAGAGAUUUGGUGUACUGUUUGGUUGAGGAACUCAAAGAUUGCUGUUUGUUGUUGGGCGGUGAUCAUUCUGAUACAGUUAAAAUGCACGACGUCGUUCGUGACGUUACCGUAUCAAUUGCGAAAGAAAGUCAUGAUACGCAUUGUUUUGGAGAUGGUAGUGAGGUAGAAAAAUUUCUCGAGGAGAAGAAAUUUGAAGACUUAAAAGCAAUCUCACUGCCUAAUGGUUAUCUGGAUGAGUUGGUUUUUGACAAGUCGGAAUAUACAAAGCUUCAGUUAAUGAUUUGUAUGAGGAAGAAAUAUAGGGAAACAAUCCCACGUGGUUUUCUUGACAGAAUAAAACUGCUUAGGGUGUUAGUUUUGUAUCCAGAGGUGUCUGCUUCACAUUUAUCAUCCUUGCAAAAUCUUUGCACCUUGUGUUUAGGUAAUUUUGAUGUGAAAGACAUAGCUGAAAUUGGAAAACUCAAGUACCUAGAAAUUCUUGACCUUUCUCGAUCUAAAGUCGAGAAAUUUCCAGGUGAGAUAGGACAACUUACUCGUCUACGCAUGUUAGAUUUGAAUGGUUGUCAAGAUCUUCAAGUGAUUGAACCCAAUGUCAUACUACAUUUGAAACGUUUAGAAGAGUUGUACGUGGAUUGGUUUGUGAACUGGCAUAGUGUUGAUCACGUAGACAGUAAUGGGGAGAAAAGUAAUGCAGGUCUUGAUGAGCUAAAACAUUUGGAUCAUCUGACUGCUUUACAUUUAUGUUUUAAAGAGGGAACAUUUCCAACGGAGUAA
Ziziphus jujuba (common jujube) is the source of this 1422-nucleotide messenger RNA. RefSeq names its product disease resistance protein At4g27190-like. Gene Ontology annotation, molecular function: ADP binding. Bases 1 to 1422 code for a protein of 473 amino acids. The record is from RefSeq and is a predicted model, not a curated record. NCBI's taxonomy places the organism in Eukaryota, Viridiplantae, Streptophyta, Magnoliopsida, Rosales, Rhamnaceae. The transcript has a single exon.